UUUCCGCUCACAAAACACUGCAAAUGGUAUAUUGUGUCCAGCAACAGUUUAUGAAAAUUGUAAAGCAGCUUCAUUUCAUUUUUUACUUGUCCUGCGAAUUGAUGAUAUUUCCAAGAUGAACUGUUUGUUGUAUUUCUUCAUCGGAGCUCUGUGCCUUAAUCAAGGCUUUGCUCAGAGUACUAAUCUCAAUGAGGGGGAAGCUCCAGGAGUUGCUAAACGUUCUAUUGAUGAUGGUCCACAAAGCAGUCCACACAUCAUCCAUAGGCGAGAUGACGGUGGAUCCAAGCCUAGCAACCCCCUUAAUCCUCUUCCUGGUGGUGGAGGCCAAACAAAUGCACUUCCUCAUAGGCGCUCCGUAGACGAUGUCUUGGCCCAUGGCGAUAUCAUGCCAAUUCCUCACGUCAUUCAUAAGAGGCAAGAAGAGUCAUCCAAGGAAGGAUAUGAAAUACUUGACAAUGAAACUCCCCCACCUCCACGAACAAGAGGAAAGAAGUAAAGAUGAAUCGUUUCUGGAGUCGCUAAUCUGGUGGGAUUGCCAAUUAAGUUGUUGGGUUCAACGAAAUGCAGUACAGAGAAAUGAAAAGUAGAUGAUAUAAUUUUGCUUAGAAAAAUAUACAAGAGAAAGCAUGCAAAACUUGUAAUAUUUCACAAGGCGCCAUACAGAAUCACAAAUAGUUUAAGAAUUAUUAUUUUGAAAAUAAAUUUGUUUUAGAAAUUUUAGUCUUGAACCUAAUCACUAUAUUACCUCUUUGGUUUAACUGCAAUAAAAUCACAAUUACAUCAUUAUUAACGUGAAAGCAAAUAUAAUACAACAUACUAAAUUUAGCUUAUAAAUAAUGUUUGCACCCAGUUCUAAUUGUUUUGCAAUUAUUUGCACUAUUUCAAAUUUUUCAAUCAUUUUGAUGGACAAACUUUAUAUCAAACGAUCAUACGUUAGAUACAGCACACCGAUUGGAUGUGAUAACUAGAUUCGGUGGAUCGAAUGUUUGAAGUUUGCCUGGAUGUUAGCAUCAGCCACAACAGUUCUUGAAAGAACAUGGUGACACUGGUGUUUGUUUUAAACUUAGAUGGUAAAUAAUAUUAGUUUUAACAAAUGAUAUAAUAUUGUGGUAUAGCACGUUCACUCAAUAUGCCAUCUUGUCGUUCAGCCCGGGCGUUCGGCAACAUGAUUCACACUCUCAAAAUCACCAUCGUAUAUUCAUCAAAUCAACCAUUGUGCAUUUUAUUCAUUUCAGACUGUAAAAUAUAUUCUAAGAGUAAAAGAGAUAUUUGGACACCUGGUCUUGAUAUACCGUAUUUUAUUAUUUUGUAAUGGGCCAACAUAAGCCUUCAAACCUUGUUUGCUUCCAUGUUCACUAGGUAAUUAUCAAUAUUAUCACAACUAUAAUGAUUAAUCAAUGAAUAGGUGAAAGACAAAUAAAAGCGACCAGACACAUA
This is a messenger RNA of Lytechinus variegatus (green sea urchin), 1437 nucleotides long. RefSeq lists its product as uncharacterized. The transcript is spliced from 2 exons. Bases 116 to 496 code for a protein of 126 amino acids. NCBI's taxonomy places the organism in Eukaryota, Metazoa, Echinodermata, Echinoidea, Temnopleuroida, Toxopneustidae. The record is from RefSeq and is a predicted model, not a curated record.